UCCAUUAAAGACAAAGCAGCCAAAAAAGGCAACGCAGCUUUGCCUCCUCCUCCUCCUCGCCUCACUGCUCGGCCACUCCCUCCCCACUCCCGCUUUCCCAAACCCUAACCCCCCGCGAUCUCCUAGCCGGUGCCGCCGCUCCCAGGCAUGCCGCCAUUUGGCAGCGCGGUCGAGGUCGACUGAUCCGCCUGCCUUCCGGAGUCGCUCCUUCAGUCCGCCGCCGCUCCUCUCUCGGUGUCCACUGGGGUGGAGUACUGGAGUGGGGAUCCGUCCGAACAUAGAGGACUGGUUUCUUCUUUUGCAAGUUGUUUCUCAGUUUCUCUCUUUGGAAUGUUCUGCGGUGGUGCUGUUCGGGCAUUGGUGAAGAUGAAGGGGAUUGGGCUUGCCUGCUUGCUUCUUAUCUUUGUGCAACAAGUGGUCCUUGGAACACAUGACGUGUACAUUGUGACUAUGGAAGGCGAUCCAGUUGUGAGCUACAGAGGUGGCGUUGAAGGAUUCCCUGUGACUGCGGUGGAUGUGGACGAUGAGAUGGAAGUUACCAGUGAGGCUGUCACAUCAUACUCGCUCCACCUCCGAAGGCACCAUGACAAGCUCCUGGACUCACUUUUUGUAGAAGGAACUUACGAGAAGCUUUAUAGUUACCAUCAUCUUAUCAAUGGUUUUGCAGUCCACAUGUCAUCCUUGCAGGCUGAAUUCUUGAGGAAAGCCCCAGGAGUUAAGCAUGUCGAAAGAGAUAUGAAGAUACAGAAAUUGACUAUACACACUCCGCAGUUUCUUGGAUUGCCAACAGGGGUAUGGUCCACAGGAGGUGGAUUUGAUAGAGCCGGUGAAGGCGUUGUGAUCGGCUUUGUGGAUUCUGGAAUUUAUCCCCAACACCCAAGCUUCUCUGCACACAAAACUGAUCCUUAUGAACCUGUUCCUCAUUAUAAAGGAAAAUGCGAGAUGGAUCCAGUAACACGAAGAAGCUUCUGUAAUGGGAAGAUAGUUGGGGCCCAGCAUUUUGCUAAAGCUGCAAUUGCUUCUGGAGCAUUUAAUCCCGAUGUCGACUUUGCAUCUCCGUUAGAUGGUGAUGGUCAUGGAAGUCAUACAGCAGCAAUUGCUGCUGGAAACAAUGGAAUUCCGGUGCGGAUGCAUGGCCAUGAAUUUGGCAAAGCAAGUGGCAUGGCUCCACGUGCUAGGAUAGCUGUGUACAAGGUUCUUUACAGACUUUUCGGUGGUUAUGUAUCUGAUGUUGUGGCAGCCAUUGAUCAGGCUGUUCAGGAUGGGGUUGACAUUCUCAACCUUUCUGUUGGACCAAAUAGCCCACCAACAGCUACGCGAACUACGUUUAUGAAUCCUUUUGAUGCAGCGCUUCUUUCUGCUGUGAAAGCUGGGGUGUUUGUUGCCCAAGCUGCAGGAAAUGGAGGACCAUUUCCAAAAACACUGGUGUCUUUCAGCCCAUGGAUAACUACUGUUGCUGCUGGAGUUGAUGACCGCAGAUACAAAAAUCAUUUGACACUGGGAAAUGGAAAACUUCUUCCCGGACUUGGUGUAUCACCGGCGACACAUGGGAAUAAGUCAUUCGACCUGAUUUCUGCAGCUGAUGCUCUACUGGGUUCGUCUGAAACCAAGUACAGUGCUUUAGACUGUCAGAGGCCAGAACUCUUGAGUAAGAGGAAAGUUCAGGGCAAAAUUCUUUUGUGUGGCUAUUCUUUCAAUUAUAUUUCUGGGACAGCUUCAAUCAAGAAAGUGUCUCAGACUGCCAGGAGUCUUGGUGCAGCUGGAUUUGUUGUUGCUGUGGAGAAUAGUUACCCAGGAACAAAAUUUGAUCCUGUACCUGUCAGUAUCCCUGGGAUUCUCAUUACAGAUGUCAGCAAAACACAGGAUCUUAUAGACUACUACAACUCUUCCACAAUAAGAGACUGGGCUGGAAGGGCUACAGUAUUCAAAGCAACAGCAAGUAUUGCAGAUGGUUUGGCACCGACGCUAUACAAUUCAGCUCCCCAGGUUGCAUUGUUCUCUUCUCGAGGGCCUGAUGUAAAAGAUUUUAGCUUUCAAGAUGCUGAUGUUCUUAAGCCAGAUAUACUCGCUCCUGGCAAUCUUAUAUGGGCUGCAUGGGCGCCUAAUGGAACAGAUGAAGCCAACUAUGCUGGAGAAGGAUUCGCAAUGGUUUCUGGAACUAGCAUGGCUGCACCACAUAUCUCUGGCAUUGCGGCACUAAUAAAACAGAAGAACCCCAAAUGGAGCCCCUCAGCAAUAAAGUCUGCCUUGAUGACUACUGCCAAUACACUGGACAAAGGGAGCCAUCCUCUUAGAGCGCAGCAAUACUCUGCAUCAGAAAUGAUGACACUUUCACGGGCCACACCAUUUGAUUGUGGUAGUGGCGCGGUUAACCCUAAAGCUGCCCUUGAUCCUGGCCUUGUUCUUGAUGCAACCCAUGAAGACUACAUCACAUUUCUGUGCUCAACCCCGGAUGUCGAUCACAGUGAAGUGUCAAACAUAACUGGUUCAGCUUGCAGCUCCAGCUCCAAGGGACAACGCCCUUAUGAUCUCAACAUUCCCUCCAUCACCAUAUCACAACUUAGAGGCACGCAGACAGUGAAGCGGACUGUCACAAGCGUGGUCGAUGAGACCGAAACCUACACCAUCAUGACAAGAAUGCCACCAGAGAUUGCACUGGAGGUGACGCCUCCGGCAGUCACGGUGCUCCCCGGAGCAUCAAGAGAGAUAACAGCGAUCUUGACAACAAGGUCCGUGACAGGCACCUACAGUUUCGGCGAGAUCACAAUGAAAGGUGACCGAGGUCACCUCGUCAGAAUCCCAGUGGUAGCUAUGGGAUUCAAAUAGAUAGACAUCCGAGACAGGUGCUAGAUAAUAGGAAGGGCGAGUUAUGCCUCCGAAGUCGGAAGCUUCGAGCUGAUGAGGAAUGUUGUAAUUUUUUGUAGCUUGUAGGGAGAAUAAGAGUUAGCACAAUGCUGUACUUUUGUAUUACGCAUGUCCUCCAGGUUGUGAAAUAUAUAUGGGGGUAUUUCAGCCUAUGGGACAUGACCAGGGGACCUCUUGUAUCCAGCCUUGUUCUAAUUCUAAUGCAAGGGAAUCUCAUCUUA
This is a messenger RNA of Phragmites australis (common reed), 3086 nucleotides long. RefSeq names its product subtilisin-like protease SBT2.6. Gene Ontology annotation, biological process: proteolysis. The record is from RefSeq and is a predicted model, not a curated record. The coding region runs from base 331 to 2826 and encodes 831 amino acids. NCBI's taxonomy places the organism in Eukaryota, Viridiplantae, Streptophyta, Magnoliopsida, Poales, Poaceae. Gene Ontology annotation, molecular function: serine-type endopeptidase activity. The transcript is spliced from 11 exons.